CGCGGGCCGGCCAGCCGCCGCGCGGCCGCCGCGCGCGGGCCGCGCGGCGAGGAGGUGCGCGCCUCCGACGUCGCCCGGCGCCGGAGGGGACUGGGGGGCGCAGCUGGAGGCCGCGGAGAAGGAGGCGGCCGUGCUGCAGGGGGCGCUGGCCGCCGCGCAGGCCCGCCUUGCGCCUAUAGAGGAGGAGCUGCGCAGGGCGGAGGCCUUCCAGCUUCCCGCGCGCGCGGAGAUCCUGGCGCGCGCCGCGCCGCUGCGGGAGCAGGUGGCCGAGCUCUCCGCGCUGGCUGAGGAGGCUGGUGCCAGGGAGGUCCGCCUUCGCGGCGAGCGGCCCGCCUUCCGGCGCGCCGUGUCCGAGCAUCCGGCCCCGCUUUCGGGGGGCGACGCCCGCGAGCUGCGGGAGGCCCUGGCCCGGCUGGACGCCCCGCUGCGCCGCCUGGCGGACCAGCCGUGCCGCGCCGAGCGCGGCGGAGGAGGCCGAGGUGGCCGGCCUGCUGGGCGGCGACGGGCUCGGCGCGCGCCUGCGGCUCUUCGGCGCCGCGUCCGCGCAGGGGGAGGUGGAGAAGCGGUUGUACACCCUGCAGGAGAUGAAGGACAACGGCGUGGACCCGACGAAGCUGUUGAGCCCCCGGGACGAGAGCCUCGAGGCCGUGAGGAGCGCCAUCAGGGCCGCGCUGGCCGUCGGGGGGGCCGCCAUGAUCCUAGUGCUGAAGCUGAGCCCGAUGGUCGUGGUGCUGGCCACGGUGCUGCUGCUGGGCGCAGCGAUCUGGGAUCAGGUCAGCAACGGCGGGUUCCUCGAGCUGCUCCUGGUCGACUCCCUGGCCCGUGCGGUGGGCACCGACUACCGGGACCGCGUGGCGCAGCACGAGGCCGGCCACUUCCUCGUCGGCUAUCUCUUCGGCGUCGUGCCGAAGGCGUACACGCUGAGCGCAUGGGACGCGUUCAGCAACUGCUGGGCCUUCAACACUCAGGCCGGCACGCAGCUCUGCGACAGGGCGGUGCAGCAGGAGGUCGAGUCCGGCAAGAUCUCCGGGAAGACGCUGGACAUCAUCGUGUCCCUCGCCGUGGCCGGCGUCGUGGCAGAGUAUCUGGCUUUCGGCACGGCCAGCGGAGGUGCCGAUGACAUGCGCGAGCUCGAGCAGCUAUCCCUCCCUCAAGUUCGAUCAGCGGCGGACGGACGUCAUCCUGCGAUCCGCGGUGCUGAACACCGUGGGCCUCCUGCGGCGCUACGAGCAGCAGCGCUCCGCCCUCGUGGGAGCCAUGGUUCGCGGCGCCCCCGUCUCCGAGUGCAUCGCCGCCAUCGAGACGGGCUCCGCGGCCUGACGGCGUCCAUCGACUCGACUCCUGGGGGGGGGACGUGGCCGUGUCCGCGCGCCCAGUUGGCGCUGGGCUGCCUGAUGGCCUCCGCCGAAGGAGGAACGCACGACACGUCUUUGGCGUCGUGGCUGCGCGCCCAGUGACGCAGCGUGGUCAGUUCGUACCCGUUGGUCGCUGACAGGUGAUACUUUUGGGUGUGUGGAUACUGCUUAUGCUUGGGUCCUUCGUUUGGACAAUUUCUUGGAAAUCCCGCCUGUAGGAGGACGUGCCCGACCUACGUCUAGCGCAUGCA
Messenger RNA from Prorocentrum cordatum, 1606 nucleotides. The record is from the annotation of a GenBank genome assembly. NCBI's taxonomy places the organism in Eukaryota, Dinophyceae, Prorocentrales, Prorocentraceae.